Molecule: messenger RNA, 2054 nt
Organism: Bursaphelenchus okinawaensis
Lineage: Eukaryota; Metazoa; Nematoda; Chromadorea; Rhabditida; Aphelenchoididae
Source: the annotation of a GenBank genome assembly
AUGUCAGAAGUGGGGAUGUUGAGGUAGGGUUAUUUAAAGAAAAAAUUAUUUUUUUGGUUAAAUUAUGAUUCUUUGAGUAUGUUGGAGUAUAAACAUGAUUUAUUUUUUAGAAACGCCUAACUUCUACAACAGGGUGGCAUAAGAAGUUGGCAUCGAAAAAGAAUUUUGGCAUUUUUCAAGAAAUUGUCGCUGAGAGUUCUAAGAUGAUGUUUGUGGUAGAACUACUCAAGGAAGCCGAAAAACGUGGUGAUAAAACGUUAGUUUUUACACUUUAACGGACAAAUAACAUUAAUUGAAUGCACUUAUAGCUUUUAUGUCAUGUUGAACUACCUACUGAUUCUAGAACUGAAUAUUAAGUAUAAUACUUUUAUUUUUUAACGGUAAUAUGAAGUUUAAAACUAAAGUUAUAAUUAUUUAGGAUCGUAUUCAUUCGUUCUCAAGAUACGAUAGCUAUGUUGACACGAAUGUUGACGAAAAUGGGACGCAAUUGGAAAGCAGACAGACAUCUUGACGGUGUACUAAAUUCGCGAGACUUUCAAUGGACUGAGGGACACGACUUUGCUGUGAGUUAUGUUAAAUGCCUAAAGGGUUACUGUCAGAUUAUGAUAUUUUAAAGCUUUGUAAUUUUGAUGCCUUUAAUUUCAGCGAAUCUACGGUGCCGACAAAGGAGCCGAGUACCGUACCCGAGUGCAGGCCGACUUUAAUGACAAAAAUAAGCGGCGCUUAAGAUUACUUAUGGUGUCUAUUCAGUCUGGGUCAGCGGGAAUGAACUUGAUUGGAGCCAACCGGGUGGUCAUUUUCGAUGUAGAUUGGAAUCCGGCCAACGAUCGGCAAGCUUUGCAUCGUGCUUACAGAAUCGGACAGACUAAAGAGACCUUUGUCUGCAGACUGGUGGCUGGCGGAACAAUGGAAGAAGCCAUCUAUCUAUAAGGUACAAUUCAACAAGGACAUGAACAACGAGAGCUUCAACACGGAUCUGGACAUCAAGAAGCAGUACACGGUGGAGGAGGCUUCUGGUUUCUACUCUCUGAGUGCCGAACCUUACAGUAAACAGAACCCACCGGUGCUGGAGUACGGAAAAGACGACUCAGCUUUGCAAAGUAUUAUCAAAAAGCAUCCUGAACUGUUUGUUAAGAUUACUGAGCCAUCGCUUAUGCUCAAGCUUCAGGAGGACGAUUUUUAUCUGAGCCCGGAGGUAAAUAAUUUUUAAAAGAUUUUGUUAAGUAGCAUAACUAUCAAUUUGUAAUUUUUAUUAAAAAAAUGUAGCACAAUUUGAAUUCAAUUUGAUGGUUUAGGAAAUGGCUAACGGGCACAGAAGACUCGAGCAAGAAAAGGAAUUUCUGAAUUUAGGACCCAGCAAUAUAGCUGUUGUUGAGGAAGAGAUUCAACAAAUUGGAAAAGGAUUCAGCGACUUUGACUUUAUUAACAGUAAGUGAUAUUAUUAGGUUUUUCUUAUAACGAAUGGAGUUGCUAAUUUAGUUUUUUUGAUAACCAUAUCUCUACAUUGAGAGUAUUGAUUGAAAACAGCAAUAGAAUCUAUGCACAAAGCCAGUGUUUUAUCUCUUAUGAGUAGAUUUAACAAAAAUAACUGAUUUUCAGUGAUGAGAACAAAAGUUGGAAACGUACGAAAGAACAGCUUCAGCGAUGCGUAUUAUGGUGAAUUGGUGGGAAUUGUGAAACCAAUGUACAAAGCAGCAUCUGUCUAUAUGUUAUACAGAGAUUUGGAUCGAUUGUACAGAGAAAUGACACCUGAGCAAGUCAAACACUACUUUAACUUUACACCCAAAAAAAUCAUCGAAUUGGCAUGCAAGGUAACAGAGUUUAAUACAGUAGAAAUAUAACAAUGUAACUUUAAAGUUAUUAUUGUUUUGUAACUUCUUUGACAUCUAGAUGAUAAGUUAUCCUUUCAGGAUUUGGCAGCGAACAAAAAAGGAGACCGUGCCAUUACCAACAUCCGAAAGCUGCUACAGGAGAUAUACCGUGAUCUGAAGGACGACCGCAAACUCAAACAUGCCUUAGAUAUUAUCGCUAAAUCUUACCACGGUGUUGCAUAA